Alternaria alternata is the source of this 2210-nucleotide messenger RNA. RefSeq lists its product as hypothetical. The record is from RefSeq and is a predicted model, not a curated record. The coding region runs from base 1 to 2004 and encodes 667 amino acids. Lineage: Eukaryota; Fungi; Ascomycota; Dothideomycetes; Pleosporales; Pleosporaceae. The transcript is spliced from 4 exons.
AUGGCGGCGAACGAGUCAACAUAUCAAUUCGCUUUGACAGCAGAAGAAUGUGCGCUUAUACGAGCUAUACGGGCUGUUGAGCGAAGCAUCACGCCCACCAAGCAGAUGACGUUAGCUAACCUGAACAGACACCAAAAGCUGGAACUCCACCUCACAGAUCAAGACGGAGACUCAUUGGGCAGCUGUGAGGUCAACCCCGAGAACAUGGUGAUGGAGUUUGUCAGCGCAGCAGCCGGGUUUCUGAAUGAGUUAGUGGGGAAAUCUGUUCAAAAAAAGAAAGCGCUAGUUGAGACCGACAAUGGUGUUCACAUUGACGACUGCGACUCUGACCCGCCUGACAACUUGCCGCCUGAGCAGGAUGCUGGAGGAAAGACCGCGUCGUGGGAGGCGAUAAGAGAGGCCAAUAUCCCACCUUGUGUUAAGGAAAUCAGUUUCACUAUUAAUGACGAGGAUCUGGUUCCAGAACUCCGCGAAAAGCUGAAGUCUAGCUAUUCCGGUGUUACUAUCGUAUCGUCAGGCAUAGUAGCCGAAAAAGAAAGGGCCUGGAAGGCUCUGACGGCAGAGAGACCCGACGGGAUCAAGCAAAUGAUCAUCGAGCUCGACGAGACAGAGAUUGCCCAAACCCCGGAGCUAGAAAGCAAUCUUCGGAAAAUGUACCCAUGGGCGGUGAUCGAAGCAAGGCCCGGUCCAAACAUAUCCAGAAAGCGUGCAAGAAGGAUGACGGACAGCAAUGUUGCGACACCACAUAGGCUAGACCCAGUCAAACACAUCGAAGACUUCGCCGCUUACGUUAUAGAGCCACCCUCUGAGGAUAAGUUUGGCUACAAGUAUCCCAUAGGCGAAGGCUGGGAUCGUCUUCCGUACUCGCGGAAAUUUGAGAUUGCCCAUGCGCGGGCGAUCCAACACUAUCAUGGCAAGGUAGCUGAUGGCAAAGGAUGCGGCUACUGUGAAGCCCAUGGUUAUCAGUGUAAAGUCUAUCUGCCACAACUCGGCAACUUGUCUCGUAUAACGUUUGGUCAUUCUUGCCAACACUGCCGGCUCAGGCAAAUACAAUGUUACCUUCCCGCUGCCAUGAAAGAUCACCCGAACACACCUAAAGCACCAAACAUGCUCAGGCUUGGUACACAGAGCACACAUCACCACGGAGAAGCAGUCAAUACUCCACCUACGACGACCACAUCCAGAUCCCUGGCAUCAAGAAUAACGGCGCCCAAUAGAAUACGACCUGACGCCGGAGAAGAGGAGGAUGACGACAAUGAUACUCCAAUAAGAGUAUCCCCUAAAAUGGAUAUUCUGGAACUGGCAGACAUGCUCCAACUCCUCAAGAGUUCAAAUAAGAAGGUGAGAAGUGUUAUCUAUACGAUGUAUGAAUUCUUGAGGGAAAAAGACAAAGUUGAGCCAUUCGGAAAGUACCUCUCAACUCUCGCUCAGUAUUACGAAAACCUGAUCACUCUUUACAUACUCACGUAUCUGCAUGAAGAGUACGGCUUGGCCUUUGUCGUUUUGCUUCGUUUCCAGAGCACAAACUACCAGGAGACGACACAACUACCCACCAUAGACACCGUCGGUGAAUGGGGCGUGUUUAUCAACACAAACCCAGAUGGCAAGCCAAAGUUCCGCUCACUCGCCAAGCUUCUCCAUGGAAUCUGCUACAUACGUGAUCCAUUCACUACUGGAGGCGAUAUCGCAGUGCGGAAGCGAUGGUGUGAGGUUCACAACCAUCUGACGGAGGCACCUCACCAGAAAAGAGCUUGCAAAAGGAUGACGGCAGAGUUUGGGGACUCCGCCGAAGAGGCAGAGAGAAGGUGGAAACAGCACGAGGUGCAGCAGGCAAAGGAGAAGAUGGCACUUUUGGAGAACGACAACAGAUGGGGUGAUACCAUAGGCUCUAGUAGACCACGUGUUGGCGAAAAGAGAAGAGCUGAAAGUUCCCCAAUAUCGAGACCCUUUAGAGUCGGCAGGGGAGGGCGAGGUAGAGGGCGAGGGCGGGGCCCAAGCAGAUGAGGCAAUUUACUCGUCGUAUUGGAAGCGCCUUGAGACUCUGGUAGUUUUUACAUGGCAAUUCAAUUGAAAAGCGUGCUCGAUGUAUUUAGGCUUUUGUUUUUCGUCUGGGUUUCUUGUUAUCUGAUUUAUAUUCUUAGCAUACUUUAGCGUCUAGGUCUGUGGUAGAAGGAACGAUUCGAAAAUGUAUGAAUGUGAGUUAUAUUUCA